AUGGAAAUUUAUCACCAAAAAGUGGAAGAAGCAAAGAAGAGUUCAUUACCUAGUGAAGACAAAGAGUUGCCAAGUUUUUCUCUAGGUUUGACUCAAUUGAACAAAGAUUAUGAUGACAUUGAUGCGCAGAAUGCCGACAUGCCUAAUUUUUCACUCGGAAUCUCACAAGUAGACACUGAGAACAAUGAAGAUGCAAGUCAUACGCAUCAUCAUGCCAAUGUAUAUGCAACUCCUUCACGUAUGAACCAUACAGUGAGUAAUUUACAAGGUAAUGUAUGUAAUUUAAUCUUUGCUGAGAGAGCUGAGGAAACAACUGAAAUGAUGAACUUUGAGAAUUUCCCAAAAAGGCAGCUUGAAAAAGAUCCUGGAAUUUUGUUGUCGCUAUUUUGGAGGUCUAAUCCUAAUAAAAUGAGGAGAGUAAGUGUUAGAGAGAGGUUACUUAGUGACUAUGUGUUCAUGCCUGCUGUGGAUAACCGUGAUGACAGUAAGAUAAUGGUUGAUAUAGAUGAUUUUGUAAUGUGUUCGCGAGAAGAACUAAAGACAAUGAACGUUAAUACAUAUGUAGAUUGUAAAAUUAUAGACGCUUGGGCAGCUAUGCUGAACGCUUUAUUAGAUAAUGAUAGGCAUGGAUUUGAAAAGGACAAGCCACUAAAUGAUUUUAUUGAGAGAUUGGACGAUGAAUUUGCGAUUCAAUCUAUAUCAAUAUCGGAGCUGAAGAAUACAAAGCUAGUAAGAGCUAGAGAUAUUCCUAAGUGGCCAGUUGAAGUUCUUUCAAUGCCAUGGCAAGACUCUAGUAAUGGAUAUGAUUGUGCAAUCUAUUGUAUGCGCCAUAUGCAAACUUAUUAUGGAGACAAAGGCAAAUGGGAAGUGGGACUGGAUCUGAAAAGGUCCAAGGAACAACUUCAGACAUAUAGAAUAAAGUAUUUGGCUGAAAUUCUCAUGAGUGAACUGAAGAAUUGUAGAGAUGAAGUAUUGAAAGAUGCUAACGAAAUGUAUAAAAUUGCAAGAGCAUCAUCUCCAAAUCGUAAGGCUUGA
Messenger RNA from Oldenlandia corymbosa var. corymbosa, 1035 nucleotides. Lineage: Eukaryota; Viridiplantae; Streptophyta; Magnoliopsida; Gentianales; Rubiaceae. The record is from the annotation of a GenBank genome assembly.